This is a messenger RNA of Papaver somniferum (opium poppy), 972 nucleotides long. Its product is annotated as pre-mRNA-splicing factor CWC22 homolog. The coding region runs from base 1 to 972 and encodes 323 amino acids. NCBI's taxonomy places the organism in Eukaryota, Viridiplantae, Streptophyta, Magnoliopsida, Ranunculales, Papaveraceae. The transcript has 4 exons. The record is from RefSeq and is a predicted model, not a curated record.
AUGGCGAAGAAGUUGCACCAAAACACUCUGAUCGACGCAAUCAAGAAAAGAAUUGCAGAGGGAGGCAAAGAAGUUGGGAAUGAAUCAAGAUCAGAGAAGCAGAGAAGAGGCUUAAACUCAAAUAAAGAACGAAAGGCGAAGAAGUUGCACCAAAACACUCUGAUCGACGCAAUCAAGAAAAGAAUUGCAAAGGGAGGCACAAACUCAAACGGGAAUGAAUCAAGAUCAGAGAAGCAGAGAAGAUGCUCAAACUCAAAUAAAGAACGAAAGGCGAAGAAGUUGCACCAAAACACUCUGCUCGACGCAAUCAAGAAAAGAAUUGCAGAGGGAGGCACAAACUCAAACGGGAAUGAAUCAAGAUCAGAGAAGCAGAGAAGAGGCUCAAACUCAAAAAAAGAACGAAAGGCGAAGAAGUUGCACCAAAACACUCUGAUCGACGCAAUCAAGAAAAGAAUUGCAGAGGGAGGCACAAACUCAAACGGGAAUGAAUCAAGAUCUAAGAAGCAGAGAAGAGGCUCAAACUCAAAAAAAGAACGAAAGGCGAAGAAGUUGCACCAAAACACUCUGAUCGACGCAAUCAAGAAAAGAAUUGCAGAGAGAGGCACAAACUCAAACGGGAAUGAAUCAAGAUCAGAGAAGCAGAGAAGAGAGGGAGGCACAAACUCAAACGGGAAUGAAUCAAGAUCAAAGAAGCAGAGAAGAGGCUCAAACUCAAAAAAAGAACGAAUGGCGAAGAAGUUGCACCAAAACACUCUGAUCGACGCAAUCAAGAAAAGAAUUGCAGAGGGAGGCACAAACUCAAACGGGAAUGAAUCAAGAUCAGAGAAGCAGAGAAGAGGCUCAAACUCAAAUAAAGAACGAAAGGCGAAGAAGUUGCACCAAAACACUUUGAUCGACGCAAUCAAGAAAAGAAGGGGGUUUUCAGGGACGCUCAAAAUGAUGAAAAAGAAAAGUCGACAAAAUAGCAAUUAA